AUGCUCGCCAAAGCCGCCGGAACCGUGGCGAUUUCCUUAAGCUGUGGCGUCGUUUUCUGUUGUCUGUUCUUCGUGCCUAUGCUAAUGCGUUUCAUCAGCGAUGGCCAGCAAAGCAUUCGAGUUCAUGCGGACGAGUUCAACGUUUUGUCCGCUGAGGUCUGGGGCAAAUUCGACAGUGAGUUUCGAAAAACAGAGCCACAGCCACUGAGGAGAAAACCGAGACAAGCCGAACCGCCUCCGAACUGCCAAUGCGACGUGGACAACAAGUGUCCACGAGGAGAACCGGGGAUGCCGGGAGAGCCUGGAGACAAUGGAGAGUCAGGAAUUGAUGGAUUGGUUGGUCCAGACGGCUUGGCGGGCAUUUAUCCACCUGUCCACAUUAAUCUUGCAAGCAAAUGCAGGUACUGUCCAAUGGGAGCGCCGGGAAAAGAUGGGCUUCCAGGAUUUCAAGGAAUUCAGGGGCAGAAAGGUGAUCAGGGUCGAGCUGGCAAACCGGGUCCCGAUGGUCCGGGAGGUCUUCGGGGAGCCACCGGUCCAUCUGGUUUUGUUGGUCAACCAGGCCGAGCCGGAAUUGCGGGGCUGGCUGGUGAAAAUGGUGUAGUCGGACGGAUGGGACUACGGGGCGGCAAAGGAUUAGAUGGCUCCAUUGGUCCCAAUGGCUUACCGGGAACAGAUGGAGCAGAUGGAAUAUCUGGUGAUGAUGGAAUAGAAGGUCCUGCUGGUCCAAAAGGAGAACAAGGAUAUCAGGGAAAACCAGGACCACAAGGACACUAUGGUACAAUUGGCAAGCCCGGUAAGGAUGCUGAAUACUGCCCAUGUCCACCCCGAAGAGCCUAUCACCUUUAA
Soboliphyme baturini is the source of this 846-nucleotide messenger RNA. NCBI's taxonomy places the organism in Eukaryota, Metazoa, Nematoda, Enoplea, Dioctophymatida, Soboliphymatidae. The record is from the annotation of a GenBank genome assembly.